AUGCGAUUCCUUCUAACAAUUCUGGCGAUUCUUCCACUUCUCAUCGUAUCAGAUCUGAAUCCUAAUUGGGCCCUACAUCAAGCUCAAUACUUCCAAACUGAAUUCCUCGAACAUUUGAAGAAGCAAGAUUUCAAAGGCUUAGCAAUCAGUAUUGACAAAAACUUCGAAUUCAUUGUGUCACAUGGUGAUCGUAGAUUGCUCCAACAAGACAAAAACACAUAUGUGGACUACCUUCGAAACAAUCGAGACCUAUUUUCAAGCGGGAAGAUUGUGUCAGCUAAAACAAGCGGUUUCAGUGUGGAAUUUGAGAUCAAACCUAAAAGGGGAUAUGGUAAUCAUAAGGCUGUUAUGAUCCCAAACUCAAGACAAUAUGGCCCAAGAUUGGUCAGAUAUGAGAUUCCAAUUUAUUCUCUUUGA
Molecule: messenger RNA, 417 nt
Organism: Caenorhabditis angaria
Lineage: Eukaryota; Metazoa; Nematoda; Chromadorea; Rhabditida; Rhabditidae
Source: the annotation of a GenBank genome assembly